This is a messenger RNA of Saccharomyces mikatae IFO 1815, 381 nucleotides long. RefSeq names its product RNA binding protein SNU13 (gene SNU13). The coding region runs from base 1 to 381 and encodes 126 amino acids. The record is from RefSeq and is a predicted model, not a curated record. The transcript has a single exon. Lineage: Eukaryota; Fungi; Ascomycota; Saccharomycetes; Saccharomycetales; Saccharomycetaceae. Gene Ontology annotation, biological process: mRNA splicing, via spliceosome; maturation of SSU-rRNA; ribosome biogenesis. Gene Ontology annotation, molecular function: RNA binding. Gene Ontology annotation, cellular component: small-subunit processome; box C/D methylation guide snoRNP complex; nucleolus.
AUGUCUGCUCCAAACCCAAAGGCUUUCCCAUUAGCUGAUGCUGCAUUAACCCAACAAAUUUUGGAUGUUGUCCAACAAGCUGCUAACUUGAGACAACUUAAGAAGGGUGCCAACGAAGCUACCAAAACUUUGAACCGUGGUAUUUCCGAAUUUAUCAUCAUGGCUGCUGACUGUGAACCUAUUGAAAUCUUAUUGCAUUUGCCAUUACUAUGUGAAGACAAGAACGUCCCAUACGUCUUUGUUCCAUCCAGAGUUGCUUUAGGUAGAGCUUGUGGUGUUUCUAGGCCAGUUAUUGCUGCUUCUAUUACCACUAAUGAUGCUUCUGCUAUCAAGACUCAAAUCUACGCUGUUAAGGACAAGAUUGAAACUUUGUUAAUUUAA